Molecule: messenger RNA, 2246 nt
Organism: Lates calcarifer (barramundi perch)
Lineage: Eukaryota; Metazoa; Chordata; Actinopteri; Centropomidae
Gene: nipa1
Product: NIPA magnesium transporter 1
Exons: 5
Coding region: 520-1281 (253 amino acids)
Biological process (GO): magnesium ion transport
Cellular component (GO): membrane
Molecular function (GO): magnesium ion transmembrane transporter activity
Source: RefSeq, a predicted model, not a curated record
AAGAAAACAUGUUUCCUGUAUCAAACUGAAUCUCAGUUGACGGUUGAGGUAACUCUUGAGGCAGCUAAUAGUACGUUUGAGUGGAAACGUGCACAAUAGUUAUAAGGUAUUAUGUAUCAUUUUAAAGUGUAAAUAGGAAAGAGGCAGGGACAGUGCAGCCGGGUGCUGGACGGACCGCACAUGCGCAUUACGGCGCUUUCAACUCAACCGAAGUUGACGACCAGUGACUCUGCAGUCAGGCUCAACCAAAUGAAAAGCAGCACAUUAAUGGCUUUUGACUCGGAACCAAGUGAUAUUUCGCUUCCAGUUGCCGGAAUAGUAAUAGCUGUAAUAUCAAGUUUCAUCAAUGGGUCGACAUUUGUGCUUCAGAAAAAGGGGAUAUUACGCUCCCGCGGCAGAGGUAGACUGAGACAGACGGACAUAACCUUGCCUUGAAGAGUACCCACCAUGGAUGUACCAUAAGACCUCCAUGGAGGGUCGUAUCUCAGAGAUGUUGUGUGGUGGAGUGGCACAGUGUCCAUGAUUAUUGGACAAAUUGGGAAUUUCCUGGCGUACAAUGUGGCCCCUGCUGUGAUAGUUACACCACUAGGAGCACUUGGGGUGUUAUUUGGGGCUGUGUUGGCUUCUUGGAUCUUGAAGGAGCAUUUAAAUAUCCUGGGGAAGCUUGGCUGUGUAUUAUGUUGCUGUGGCUCUGUGGUGCUCAUCAUUCAUGCCCCUAAAACCGAGGCUGUAACAUCCAGACUGGAGCUAGAGGAGAGGCUAUCAGACCCAGUAUUUGUGAUGUACGCCAUGCUUGUGGUCCUACUUCUGAUCACUCUAAUCGUCUGGAUUGCUCCAGCUCACGGCACAUCAAACAUCAUGGUGUAUGUCACCAUAUGUUCCCUCUUGGGAAGCUUCACUGUUCCAAGCAGCAAAGGACUCGGCCUGGUAGCUCAAGACGUCUUUGGUGAAGGGCCAUCGAGCAGCAGAGCUCUGGUUCUCUUCGUGGGCCUGCUAGGGACGCUGGCUGUCAGCAUCCUGAUACAGUUCUUCUUCAUCAACAAGGCCUUGGAGUGUUUCAGCUCCAAUAUGUUUGAAGCCAUUUAUUAUGUGACGUUCACAUCCACCGUGAUUCUUGCCUCUGCUCUUCUCUUCAAAGAGUGGACUGCACUGACUUUGACUGACAGCCUCGCCAUGCUUUGUGGUUUAACAACAGUGUGUGUUGGGGUCAUUUUACUCCGCAUUUCCCAGGAGGCUUUGAUUACUUGGAAGAAGAAGGAGGCACAGGAAAAGACAGACUGAAAUGUUUUCAUAUUUACAUGACUUUUGUGCCACACUGCGUAUCGUAUUAACAGAGUCUAUACUUAUUUUACACAAUAUAAAUUCCAGUUUCAAUGACCAAAGCUACAGUAUAACUAUAUAUUUAUAACUAAUUCCACUUGACAUUAUACUUGAAUCUCCUUGCUGUUUCUUAUGAAACAGUUCUUAGUGCAAUCCACAAAUAUCACCAACAGUAAAAUGCAUUUAUUUUUCUCUAGAUAAACAUUCCUGCUGUAAUUUCAUUAUUACAAAUGCAACUUUCAUCUUCAUGGGUACAGUGAGCUACUAACAGCAAACUCAAACAUGGCCCAGGGGCUAACAGUUCAUUUGUCAGUUUUAUGUUUUUACUCAUUUCAAAUGAUUACAUCCUAAAAUUACAAAUAAUUGGGUUUACUUUCAUGUAAAAUGUUCUCCCUUUCUCCCAUGGCCAGGCUGUCUCAGUGUAGAAUCACCUACACUUUGACUUAUUCAGUGUGCCUGUGAAUUAUUCAGUGAAAUUUCAGGAGCAGGUCUCUUUAGUGCAGGAGUUGUAUAGAAGAUGAGUAUCAAGAGUGACUGACUGUUUUGUCAAAUGGAUGGAUCUGUAAUAAUGAUAUACCAAAUAUAAACUGUAGUUCUGUGGCCACUAAUCAAUUUGUCCAGAUAUUAAAGGUGGCUACAUGUUAUAUAUGUGCAAUCCAAACAUUUGGAUUUUGGCUAAUUUAUUUACAUUUAUAAAAAUGCUAAUUUCUGCUACUGUGUGUGUCAGAGAUGGUUUAAUGGUGAUGCCUAAUGACUUGGCAGUGCAACCUAAACUUGAAACUGCUGUGCUGGCAUUGGCACGUAUUAGUUCUACUGAGGAGUCCAUGAGCAAGAGACUCUGAGAGUUCUGUGGAUCGUUUCUUUGAUAUGCUUCUGAUUAAUUUGCUUGAUUUCAAAAUAAUAAAACGAGUUACAUGUCAUCAUCA